GCUAAUCCUGUAUCUGAUAUUCUGAACUUCACACACGUGUAACUCUUACAGCAUGUAAGCAGCGUGCAUUCUUCCAUCCAUUGCUCUGCCAAAGACUAAACUAAUCGAUUACCUAUUACCUAUUACUUUAUCAUUAUUGAAACGACCGGAAGCAGUGGACGUUUCUUGUGCAGAAAAAAGUGAUCUGCGUCACAUCAACAUCAACUGUUCUGUCUGCAACAGUCACAAUGAAGCAUGCACCAUGGCCAAAAGGAAAGAAACUGGUCCACCUGGAUCUGAAAGGUGCCCCCCCAAGAGUAGAAUACCUUCACAAGCUGAUCGAGCUGUUCUCUCAGCUGGGAGCCAAUGGCCUGCUGGUGGAGUAUGAGGACAUGUUUCCUUAUGGGGGGGAGGUGAAGCUGCUGCAGGCCACAGUGCAGCCUGCUUACAGCCGAGAGGAGGUAUUAUCUAUGCAGGAAUUUGCCAAAUCUAAAGGCAUGGAGGUCAUCCCACUUGUGCAGACAUUUGGCCACAUGGAGUUUGUGUUGAAGCAUCGGCCCCUGUGGAGCCUGAGAGAGGCUGCCCACUGCGUCGGCACCCUGAAUCCCCACAAAGAGGAAGGGGUGAGGCUGGUGAUGGAGAUGCUGAGGCAGGUGGUGGAGCUGCAUCCCGGCUUGAAUACGCUGCACAUCGGAGCAGAUGAGGUGUACAUGCUCGGCGAGGGGGAGGAGUCCAAACUGUGGUUGGCCUCGCCCGGACGUACGGUGGAGCAGCUCUUCCUGAGCCAUGUGACCAAGGUGGCCCAGGCCGUCAAGGAGGCGUGGCCUCACAUGACCAUCAUAAUGUGGGAUGAUAUGAUGAGAGGCAUGAGCCAGGACACGCUAAAAGCUAGCGGCCUAGUGGGACUCGUCCAGCCCAUGUUGUGGGAUUACAACCCUAAUCUGGAUGUGGACACAACUGUGUCUCUGCUGGAGAAGUAUUGCAGUGCCGGUAUGUCCGACCUGUGGGCAGCCAGCUCCUUUAAAGGCUCCACCACUGUUUACACCUGUGUGCCCGGCACGCAGAGACAUGUGGAUAAUCACGUGCAGUGGCUGACGGUGGCUGCUUCUCUAUCUGCUGCUAUAAACCUGCAGGGCAUCGCCAUCACAGGCUGGCAGAGGUAUGACCACCUGUCGGUGCUGUGUGAGCUGAUGCAUGUGGCCCUUCCAUCGCUAGCAGCCUGUCUCCAGACACUCAGCCAUGGUCAGUUCAGUGCUGAGGCUCAGGGCAAAGUGACUGAGAGACUGGGUAUCUGCUCAGUGGAGGUAGAGGCCAUGGAGAGGACUUCUGUGGACGACUCGCUGUUCCCAGGAAGGAGGCUGGCUGAGUUAACUGUGGAGCUCAAUUCACUGUUGAACUCAGAAGACAUACGAUUUUUUGAAAACAACAUGUAUGUCAGAGGAUGGUUCAGCUCCUACCACCGACAGAGGAAAAUGGUAACCCCUCUCAUCGCCAUGCAGAUUCACAACCAAGCAUCAACGUAUUUGACUACGUUACAAGAGAAGGCGGAGGGGGUGAGAGAGGAGAUGGUACGUCUUUACCCAGACUCAACAGCCCAGGAGUGGAUGGAGGAACACGUCAGCCCUGUAGUGGCUCCCUUACAGAGGAUAACAGAGGAAAUCAGAGCCUGUGUGAACGAGAUGGUGCCGUGAAAUAUUUCACCAGCUCAGAAUUAAAAAUAUUUGUUUGAUGAAUUCCGAUGCUGUUCUCUUAAAGCUAGGGUUGGUAAUCUUCUUCAAAAACAUUUUUGUUAUAUUUGUUGAAAUUCUCAUUACAUCCCGACAGCAAUCAAUAAAUCAAAUGCUCUGGCAAAAAAUACGGUAUCUGCGGCUGUCGCAGGACUGUAAUAAACCUGUCCGGACAGGCUACCUGUCUUUCUACCUACCUACCUAGCUACCUACCUGUCUACCUCCGUACACUCAUUGCCAGAGUCUUCCACAAGCUGCUAGCUUAACAACUGUGAGUACUAACAAUAGCCAUGUUCAUUUUUUAUGUUCGUUGUGAUAAUUUUGGGGGAGUGGCUUUGGAGGGACGCCUGAAGGUACGGACUGUCGGUGUUUCCGAGUUAGCGACUUUCUCGCUAGAUUUAGCGACUUUUGGAGCUGCUAUUUACUUUCAUUGGAAAAGAGUUGACAACACUGGGCUGGGUUUUUCGGUUGGAUAAUUUUUUUAAAUCUAGCUUAUGCUUGCUUGUUUCUUAAAGGUAGUGUGUAGGAUUUGGCGGCAUAGUGGUGUGGUUGCAGAUUGCAACCAACUGAAUGCCCCUCUGCUCACACCUCCCUUUCCAAGACUGCGGUAACGUGAGUCGCCGAGUGCAAAAACCGUGGUAACGGCGUUCGCCUCGCUCAAAGGCUAUUCUUACCAUAAUAACACUACUUUAGGAGCAACGGAAGAGAACUACGGUCACCUUCCGGCAACGUAAAAACGUGAAAGGGUCUUUCUAGAGCCAGUGUUUGGUUUGUCCGUUCUGGGCUACUGUAGAAACAUGGCGGAGCAACAUGUCGGACUCAAUGAAGAGGACCCGCUCCCUAUGUAGAUAUGAAGGAGUCGUUCUAAGCUAAUGAAAACGCAACGGUUCUUAGUUUCAGCUGAUGAUAAACCAAUGAAAACAUAGUUAUGAAUAUUAUAUUCUAAUUCUGCUAAUAGAUCGCCCCCGAUGCACAAAUAUAAACUGAUUACCAACCCUAGCUUUCAUUUUUUUGCAACCAGCACUUAACAGGAGUGAUUUCAUGUGUAAAUUUGCACUUCCCCAAGAGCAAACUGGUGUAUGUAAAUUGCACUAACUGUAGCAAAGAAAGGAAAUAAUAUUAAAAGGAGACUUGGGGUUUGUAUAUAAAUCAUUUUUAUAUAAUUCUUCCAAAUGUAUCAAAGUAAACAAAGACAAUAAAAUCAACCAACAA
Molecule: messenger RNA, 2918 nt
Organism: Sebastes umbrosus (honeycomb rockfish)
Lineage: Eukaryota; Metazoa; Chordata; Actinopteri; Perciformes; Sebastidae
Gene: hexd
Product: hexosaminidase (glycosyl hydrolase family 20, catalytic domain) containing
Exons: 12
Coding region: 228-1670 (480 amino acids)
Biological process (GO): carbohydrate metabolic process
Molecular function (GO): hexosaminidase activity
Source: RefSeq, a predicted model, not a curated record